AUUCUUUUUUCUCCUUCUCUCAUUAAUAACAAGGAUGCCAGUGUAGCAUGUUGGUGAAGUUGAGCACAAUUCUCUUCAUUUUUUUGGUCAGCUGCUGCGAGACAACGGGCAGGCCAGCUUGGGAGAAUGGAUUUGUAGGACCUCAUGACACCUCCUCACUGCAAGUAAGAAAUCAACAGCAAGCAGCAGCGCGAAGAACAGCAGCAUCGAGGAUCGGAUCGCGGCCCCCGAGCUGCAUCAACAAGUGUGACUCGUGCACUCCAUGCCAGGCCGUCCAGGCGAGCCAGCAAAGCCUGGCCGAGAUGAGCAGCAACAUCGGAUCUCGGCCUCCGAGCUGCCAGAACAAAUGCAACCGAUGCAUCCCGUGCCAGGCAGUGCAAGUCCCCACGCCCAUCGAGCGCAAAUCCCCGGUCGUACCACGGAAGCGAGAACAUCGCCGAGAACACCGCCAAGAACACGAACACCAACAAGAACAACACCAAGAACACCACCAACAUCACCAACAGGUCAGUGUUGAGUACUCCAACUACAAACCCGAGGGCUGGAGGUGCAAGUGUGGCAACAAGCUGUUCAAUCCGUGAAUCGCUACUGCUACUAUGCUACUACUGCUAUAUUACUACUCCCUUCUUCGUUUUCUUCAUCGAUCAUAGAAAUCAUAGAUUGAGAUGAGAUAUUUUAAUAAGUAUGUGCUCUAACCGUAACUGUGUUUCUAGACGAGGGAAAGAAUCUAGUUUGAGAAAUCCGAGGCGAUGUAGCUAAUGUACAUUUGAAGAAAAUAGAGAGGAAGGAUCACAUUCUCUUA
Molecule: messenger RNA, 802 nt
Organism: Selaginella moellendorffii
Lineage: Eukaryota; Viridiplantae; Streptophyta; Lycopodiopsida; Selaginellales; Selaginellaceae
Product: EPIDERMAL PATTERNING FACTOR-like protein 1
Exons: 3
Coding region: 48-581 (177 amino acids)
Biological process (GO): guard cell differentiation; stomatal complex development
Source: RefSeq, a predicted model, not a curated record